AUGCUCGCAUCCAAGAGGUUGGCGAAGGCGAAUUAUCCAAAGUACCUCCAGCUCGGGGAAGGCCUGCCACCGGGAAUCACGCUCGUUGAGGCUGACAACUUCGAGACGUGGCUCAUGGACAUCCGGGUCAUGGACGACAACAACCCCAUCUACCGCGGCCAGACUUACCGACUAAAGUUUAAAUUCCCCAACAGCUACCCAAUCGAAUCGCCCGAAGUCACGUUCGUUACGGUGCCGGCGCAGAACAUCGGCAUCCCACUGCACCCGCACAUCUACAGCAACGGCAUCAUUUGUUUGGACCUGCUGGACCGGCAGGGUUGGAGUCCUGUGCAUAACGUACAGAGCGUGUGCAUGAGCCUGCAGAGCAUGCUCACCGGCAACACGCUGGCCGAGCGGCCGCCGGGAGACGAAGAAUUCGUGCGGCGCAACACACAGAGACCAAGGGAUAUCAAUUUCUACUUCCACGACGAUAAAGUGUGA
Messenger RNA from Lasiodiplodia theobromae, 480 nucleotides. Its product is annotated as Ubiquitin-conjugating enzyme protein. Gene Ontology annotation, molecular function: ubiquitin conjugating enzyme activity. Lineage: Eukaryota; Fungi; Ascomycota; Dothideomycetes; Botryosphaeriales; Botryosphaeriaceae. Gene Ontology annotation, biological process: proteasome-mediated ubiquitin-dependent protein catabolic process; protein polyubiquitination. The coding region runs from base 1 to 480 and encodes 159 amino acids. The transcript is spliced from 4 exons. Gene Ontology annotation, cellular component: nucleus. The record is from RefSeq and is a predicted model, not a curated record.